This is a messenger RNA of Hypanus sabinus (Atlantic stingray), 2070 nucleotides long. It is a transcript of the gene otud5a, whose product is annotated as OTU deubiquitinase 5a. NCBI's taxonomy places the organism in Eukaryota, Metazoa, Chordata, Chondrichthyes, Myliobatiformes, Dasyatidae. The coding region runs from base 75 to 1865 and encodes 596 amino acids. Gene Ontology annotation, biological process: protein deubiquitination. The transcript is spliced from 9 exons. Gene Ontology annotation, molecular function: K63-linked deubiquitinase activity; cysteine-type deubiquitinase activity. The record is from RefSeq and is a predicted model, not a curated record.
GGGCGGGAGGAGGAGGCGGCGGCGGCGGCGGCGGCUGUUUGUUGUGAGGGGCCGGAGCCGGAGGCCAAGCCGCCAUGACCAUCCUGCCCAAGCAGCAGGCGGAGCGGGCCGACGAGGCGGAGCGCGACGCCGCCGAGCACCCGAGGCCGCACGGCCACCGGGCUCGCAGCUCGCCGCCGCGCUGGCCGUACCAGGCGGCGGGGGCGGGCGGCGGCGGUCGCGACGAGCGGCAGGCCAGCUCCAGGCCUCGGGCCUCGCCCCCUCCGCCCGCCGCCGCCUCGCACUGGUUGCAGGCCGCCGACGGUGCGGUGGCGGCGGGCGGCCCGGGGCCGGGCCCCGGCCUCGGCCUCACCAAGAGGCGGCACCGCGCCUCCCCGCACCGCGGCGGCCGGAAGACGCACCGGCCCAGCCUGCUGCACCAACUGCACCAUCACCGGCACCACCACCACCACCCCGAGCCCCGCGGCCUCCCCCUGCCUGCGCCUCACCCUGGGGCGGCGCCGCCCGGCGCUCCGGGCGUACCCGGGGCGGCGGCGGCUGGGGCAGCCGGCGGAGCGGCGGCCUGUGGCCCCGGGGCGGCGGCGGCGGUGGCCGGAGGGGGCAGCGGCGGGUCCGGCGGUGCGGGCGGAGUGGCCGUCGGCAGCCCCGGCGGGGCCGGGCCCGAAGAGCAAGGAGCUGGCUACAACAGCGAAGACGAGUACGAAGCGGCGGGUCGGGAGCAGCUGCAGGACCCGGCCAAGGUGGAGCAGCAGGAGCACUGGUUCGAGAAGGCCUUGAGCGAGAAGAAAGGCUUCGUCAUCAAACGAAUGAAGGAGGACGGAGCCUGUCUCUUCCGGGCAGUCGCGGACCAGGUGUAUGGCGACCAGGACAUGCACGACGUGGUCAGGAAGCACUGCAUGGACUACCUGGUAAAGAAUGCAGACUACUUUUCCAACUACGUGACUGAGGAUUUCACCACUUACAUCAACCGCAAACGAAUCAGCAGUUGCCACGGCAACCACAUUGAGAUGCAGGCCAUGGCUGAGAUGUACAACCGGCCGGUGGAGGUGUACCAGUACAGUGCGGCAGGGCCGGACAAUCUCGAACCCAUCAACACGUUCCACGGCAUCCACCAGACUGAGGAUGAGCCCAUCCGUGUGAGCUACCAUCGCAACAUACACUACAACUCGGUGGUGAACCCCAACAAGGCCACCAUCGGCGUGGGGCUCGGCCUUCCCGCCUUCAAACCCGGCUCCGCAGACCAGUCGCUGAUGAAGAACGCCAUCAAGACAUCGGAGGAGUCGUGGAUCGAGCAGCAGAUGCUGGAGGACAAGAAGCGGGCGACCGACUGGGAGGCAACGAACGAGGCCAUUGAGGAGCAGGUGGCCCGCGAGUCCUACCUGCAGUGGCUGCGCGACCAGGAGAAGCAGGCCCGACAGCCCCGGAAAGCCUCGGCCACCUGUAGUUCGGCCACAGCGGCCGCCAGUUCCGGCCUGGAGGAGUGGAGCGGACGGUCCCCUCGGCAGCGCAGUACUGCCUCCUCACCCGAGCACCUCGAGCCCCACCUCGACGCCGGGGGCAAGCCCCCCUCCCCCAGCACUGCUGUCGCGCUGGCCCUCGGCAAGCCUCCCUCGCCCUGUGCACCAGGAACCAGCAGACAAAUGUCCUCGGGCGGAGAGCGGGUCUCAUCCCCGGCCGUGUCGCUGUGUCCCACCCUCGACUGUCGCGCCAUCAUGCAGCAGAUGUCGCCCACCGCCUUCGGCCUGGCUGACUGGGAGGAUGACGAGAUCCUCGCCUCAGUGCUGGCUGUGUCCCAGCAGGAGUACCUGGACAGUAUGAAGAAGAGCAGGGAACCCCACAGAGAAUCUUCACCAGACCACAGCUGAUGGACUGCCCCCUAUCCCACCUGUCCUGACCUCCUUCCCCAGCCCACACACUGCCUUCCCCCCCCCCCCCCCCCACCCACCGUGCUAGGCACAAGAGACUUUUCUUUUAUUGACUAGAUGCAUGUACAGAGAAGCCAUGGAAUAAUGUUGCACCCACCACAAUACUGACCUGCCGUCUUCGGAAAUAUAAUUUUGUGUUACUGGU